Messenger RNA from Papilio xuthus (Asian swallowtail), 1086 nucleotides. RefSeq lists its product as uncharacterized. The record is from RefSeq and is a predicted model, not a curated record. The transcript is spliced from 3 exons. Gene Ontology annotation, cellular component: axon; neuronal cell body; membrane. Lineage: Eukaryota; Metazoa; Arthropoda; Insecta; Lepidoptera; Papilionidae. The coding region runs from base 1 to 1086 and encodes 361 amino acids. Gene Ontology annotation, biological process: sensory perception of taste; chemosensory behavior; male courtship behavior.
AUGGGAACUACUAUUUAUACUGUUAAUACUAAUUCAGUCAGAGAAAAAAUUGAGUAUCGUUUUAAUUAUGUUGGCUUAAUGUGCUUUGUAAUUUGGCACAGUGUAUACUUUUAUUCCUCAUUCAUCUCUUAUAUAGAAGGACAAACUAUCUUGAGACUUUUGUACGACACAAAAUUAAAACAAUAUGGAGAUUCUAUACAAGAUAUCUUAUCUUUUCUGUACGUACUGUUUCUUAUGUGGAAGAUACCAUUCGAUUUGAGCAAAAGUAUUGGAGAACCACAAGAAUUUGCCAAUAUCGAUAAAACCUUUGAUCGGUUGUUCCAAAAGGUAAAGCAAUUUCAGACAUCUUUAGUUGGAUUGAUAGUGAUUUUAAUUCAAAUGGCAUUAAGUGGGGUAAAAAUGUGGACAUUAUGGCUGAUCCUGAAAGAUCUUAAUGUUCCUUUACCCUGGAAUAAAAUGUAUAAUAUUGUGUAUAUCGAAAUGUUGAUGUUGACGAUUGCUAAUCAUUAUUGUUUUUAUUUGAUGAUGGUAAAGGAGCGAUAUAAAACCGUGAACAAAAUUCUUAGGGCGAUAAAAGAUAAGAAUUCACAUGAAUAUUAUAUUUUUGUUCGAGAGAGACGAGCCCGGAACGAAGAUAAAGCUUUGCAGCUACAAGAAAAGUGCGUGUGUGAGAAAAUAAAGACAUGCGCUAACAUUGUUAGUACUUUGUAUGAAAGUACAGAGAAUUCAAACAAGAUAUAUGGUGUGGCUUUAGUAUUUACCAUGUUCUUUUGUUUGAUUACGAUAACACUGAACUUGUUCUACUUAAUGGAAGCCACUGCUUCUGGUUUGUUCUACGACGCGCCGAGGUACUGCGCGUUCCUAGUCUAUGUAUUUUGGCAUAUCAUUGUAGGCAUUGCCGUCAUCUAUGCAUUCGUAUGUCUAUGCGAAUUAACUGUAGCUGAGGCUAAAGCUACAGGAUUUCUUAUUCAUGAGAUUAUUAACAAUAAUGUCAGUACUGCUAUAACAUCUGAGGGCGCUCGCUCCGUGGUGACGUUCCUCGUGAUGCUCAUUCAGUUUGUUACUGAUCCGCCUUCAUCGUUAUAA